GCUCUCGUGAUACAGUGACUCGCAUUCAAUCGGCACCUUGUUGUUCCAUAAGUCUAGCUACACUGCGCUAGGAGACUUACAAGCAAUAAAACUUGUCAAAACCAUGUCUGACGGUCAGAAAAUGUUUGUGUGCCAGCUCUGCCUAGUGUUCGUCGCAGCUACCGCGUUUGUCCGGGCCAUACCUGUUCCUAUCGCCGUCGAAGCACAUCCGGCAGAAAAUGGCCACUUUGUGGCCGCUCAAGUAGUUCGGACUGAUGGCGAGCCAGCGGUGGCAGCAAUCGAAGUGAUGGAUCCGUCUUCCGCUGUGGUCAGGCCAGCCCGAUCAGCCAGUCCUAUUUUCGGCCUUUUAACGGCGGGCGGCUUCAGCGAUUACGGUGACGAAUCACGUAAAUUUUCGCACCAUCACCAUCACAAGCCCCAUUACAAACCCGAAUACCACCGACCCGAAUACCAACACGGUGGCGGCAGCGCUGGCAGUUUUGCAUCGGCCGGUAGCUUCGCUGGCGGACACGGCGGAGGAAAUAGCCAGAGCCAGGCUCAAAGCCAGUCGGCUAGCUUCGGGUUCGGACCGAUCCAAGCCAGUUUUUCGUCUAGUUCGGCCCAAUCUGGUAGCCAAUCAGGCCGCAGCAGGGAACGAGAUUAUUUCGACUAUUGAUGGAUGUCAUCAGCCAAGAUCAACCGAGAUCGUCUUUAGAAUAUUUUAUUGUAUAAGGAAUUUUAAUUUAUUAUUAUUAUUAUAUUGCUGCCGUGCCAUUGAAAACUGUACAUACACAUCGUGUUGACACGGAAACUCAAUUAUAGCAUUUGGAUUAGUCAUAAUUUAUUUGAAUGUCUAACUGAGUUUUCUUGAAUUUUCGUGUUAUUUCAUAAAUAAAGUUGACAAUUGUUUUUUUUUUUA
Molecule: messenger RNA, 898 nt
Organism: Adelges cooleyi (spruce gall adelgid)
Lineage: Eukaryota; Metazoa; Arthropoda; Insecta; Hemiptera; Adelgidae
Product: protein doublesex-like
Exons: 3
Coding region: 104-655 (183 amino acids)
Source: RefSeq, a predicted model, not a curated record